GAUGUCGGAUUUGCGAAGUUUCUCAAGGCCGUUCGUGGAGGAUUUCAUCGACCUGUACCGAGGCCACGAAUGCCUUUGGAAAAUGAAGAGCAGAAGUUACUCGGAUAGAAAUAUGAAGAGACUGGCUUACGAAAAACUCGUCGGGAAGCUGAGGGAAGUGGAUCCGACGGCAGAUCGGGAGGCAGUUGUGAAGAAAAUAAACAACCUGAGGAGUGCUUAUAGGAAAGAGCUGAAGAAAGUGGUAGAUUCAAAGAGGUCGGGAGGGGGCAGCGCAUACUCUCCCAAGCUGUGGUAUUUCCAUCUGCUGAGUUUCUUGCUGGACCAAGAAAAUCCGCGAGCAGCGACUUCGAACCUGGAGAUAUAUGAGGAUCAGGAGACGAAAGAGUCAGUGGAGCUGGACACCUCUCAAAACCGGGAGCCACAAGAAGAAACAAGCGAGGAAACAACGCCAUCUCCUGCGGCACAACCCAUGCGACAGACCAACACCUCGGGACAGACAAGGCUACAGAAGAGGCCGAGGGAGGAACACACCAACCCUGUACUGAACUCAGCUACUGAACGCCUUCACCUUAAGACUGAGGAUGAUUUUGACAUCACAGGGAAACACGUAGCUUCGAAAUUAAGAAUACUCUCUCAGGAUCAACGUAUAUAUGCAGAGAGACUGAUUGCUGAGGUAUUGUUUGAAGCUCAGUUGGGCAAUCUCAGCAGAGAAUGCAAGUUAACUAUUAAGAAAUAUACUGAUUUUAAAAAGUCCUAACUGACUGAUGACAACCGCACACUGGCUUUUACAUGUAUUGAUCCAAUGUUAGCUGAUCAGUAGUUUUCCAGUAAGCACUUGAAUUUUCCAUUAAAGUUUCCUGGUGAGUCACGUCAUUUUCGAGUUAGGCUUUAAGGGGUAACUUCAGUGUAAUUGGCUGCAUUAAUAGUCUGUAUUUAGUUAUUUUUUAUUUCAGUAUUAUCAUAUAGAGAAAGAAAAGCUAUUUAUAUUAUAUUUUUAUAUAUACACAUAUAUUUUUUUUUAUUUAAACUUUUAAAUAAAGUUUUCCAUACAGUAUGUUUUAA
Molecule: messenger RNA, 1062 nt
Organism: Penaeus indicus
Lineage: Eukaryota; Metazoa; Arthropoda; Malacostraca; Decapoda; Penaeidae
Exons: 2
Coding region: 2-757 (251 amino acids)
Source: RefSeq, a predicted model, not a curated record